Messenger RNA from Mangifera indica (mango), 719 nucleotides. RefSeq names its product 40S ribosomal protein S17-4-like. The record is from RefSeq and is a predicted model, not a curated record. The transcript is spliced from 2 exons. Bases 83 to 499 code for a protein of 138 amino acids. Gene Ontology annotation, biological process: translation. NCBI's taxonomy places the organism in Eukaryota, Viridiplantae, Streptophyta, Magnoliopsida, Sapindales, Anacardiaceae. Gene Ontology annotation, cellular component: ribosome. Gene Ontology annotation, molecular function: structural constituent of ribosome.
UCAGUGUUAUUCACUCAAAAUUCAUUACAAUUUUAGGAGUUUUCUCUCUAUUUUGUGGCUUCGGAGCAGCGAAAUCUUGGAGAUGGGUCGUGUUCGAACCAAGACUGUGAAGAAGUCCUCUCGCCAGGUGGUUGAGAGGUAUUACUCUGAGAUGACGCUGGACUUCCACACCAACAAGAAGAUGUUGGAGGAGGUUGCCAUCAUCCCUUCAAAAAGGCUUCGUAACAAGAUUGCUGGGUUCUCCACCCAUCUGAUUAAGAGGAUUCAGGAAGGUCCAGUUCGUGGCAUCUCAUUGAAACUCCAAGAAGAGGAGCGUGAACGCAGAAUGGACUUUGUCCCUGAGGAGUCAGCCAUUAAGACCGACGAAAUCAAGGUUGACAAGGAAACCGUAGAGAUGCUUUCUGCUCUUGGCUUGUCAGACAUGUCUGGGCUUGUUGAAGUUGAGCCACAAGCUAUGAUUCCUCCUCGGGCUGCUGGAGGACCUGGUAGAAGAUUCUAAGAUAAUUGAAAGUUCUGUGGAUCAUUCAAGAAUGAGAAGCUUAGAUGUUUGUUCAAUUGGCACUUAUGUUUGUUAUGGAUGACUUCAUGACUAGUUUUGUUCAUGGUUUUAACUUUUAAGAUGAAAAUUCUGCUGAAGUUAUGUCUUUCGCUUAUGUUGUAUCGUGUAUCGUGUGGAAUAAUAACAAUGAUCAAGGCUUUUUCGCCUUUUUUCUAAAUAA